AUGAGCUCACAUGCCGCUUCAUUCCAAGAUAUCCAAGAUAAAACGACGGUAGCACAGAGAUUUACAGCACCAACGCAGGAGCAACUGCAACCUCGACUUCCUACGAUUCUUCCUUUGCCAUACGUCAAUCCCAACAAUACCACAGUCGAUAUUCCUCGACAGAAACGCAGUAAAGCGAAACGAAGCUGCGAUCUCUGUCGAAAGCGCCGAAUCCGGUGCAAUGCAGAUACAGUGCAACCCUGCCAUGGCUGCAAAAGCGUCGGUGCCGACUGUUACUUUCGCACUGACGAACAAAAACAAACCCAGGCUCCUAUUGAAUCGUUCGAAGAUCGAGUAUCUCGUCUAGAAAACCUCAUCCAAGGGGUUCAGAGGGUACGCAGGUCACAAUCCCAGAGCUUGUUACAGCUGCAUCAGCAACAACAGCAGGAACAGCGAAAUAAAGAUGAUAAACAUGAACACUGUCAAAUCAGCAAUACAGCUACCAAAGCUACUAGUGACAGCAGUAAAUCAACGGUCGAAAAAGAACACUCCCAUUCGCUUGUGGCUGCCCUUUGUGGAGUCAAAGAUUUAAUUCCACUUGAUCCGACGGCAGAAAUGAUAGAGCACAUGAGCUUACUACAAUUAAGCAACUACGAGCAAACACGAUACAUUGGCAGCAGUUCCGGCAUCCAUAUGCUUAACCAAAGCAUCUUCAACGAUAACGCGGCACACCGGAUUGUAUACGACAAUUGUUCGGCUGCAUCAUGGAUUACUCAAAAAGUGAACCAUGAAAGUAACGAGCAUGUCUUUAUCAAGGCAGAGGAGUUGCGACAAAGCGCGCCACGGAUACCAAAAAGAUUGACUCUCCUCAAAGACAUCCCGCAUUUGACAGACGAGCUUGUUGAACUCAUGGUGCACUCCUACUUUGUGUACGUCCAACCAAACAUACCCAUUCUCAACAAACUCUCGUUCCUGGAGCAGUACUAUUUUCAAAACCCACACCCGCCAGAUCAGUAUCUGCUUGGUGCUGUAUGCGUAGUAGCAACCGACUUUUUGCAUUUUCAAGAUGAUUAUGUCGUCGGCACCAACUUUGAUCGAAAAACAAUCGCCAUUAUCAAGCAAGCCUUGCGGGACAAAGUCAUGAAGAUUAUGGAGGUUGUGUAUAGGCGUAGUCGAAUUAGUACGCUUCAAACUUUGGUACUGCUGGCACAUUUUGUUACCAUGUGUGACGAAAAUGAAGAAGAAGAUGAUUCUAUCCAUUGGAUUAUUACUGGAACGGCAAUUCGCAUGGCCCAAGAUCUUGGCUUACACAGGAGUAGUAGUAACUGGAAUUUGCCAGAAAGAGAGAUCGAACAUCGACGACGACUAUGGUAUUGCCUAUACGUGCUCGAUAAGUGGGUAGCUGCAGCACUCGGCCGACCCGUCGCCAUCGCUGACGAAGAAUUUGACGUUGAGCUUCCUUCUCCUUAUGAAAUCGACUCGGCUUACCAUUCAGUGAUUGCUAAAGAAUGCGAACUGAAAGGCCCCGUUCUAAUCGCUCAGGCUGAAGCAUGCAUACGAGAGAGACGAAACGAAUAUGCACCUUUUUUGAGCAUGAUCACGCUUUCUUGUAUUCUACGGCGAGUGCUAGUGCAACUCUAUUCCCCGAAAGCGCAUAACGCAUCUGAUGAACGGAGUAUGGAAGAGGUUGUCGACACCCUGGACAUGCAGCUCCACGCAUGGCGACUCAACCUUCCUUCGGAACUCCAGUUCAACCUUCGUGAGGCUCUUCAACCAAAUGGUGCUGGCGUUGUCCUUUAUAUUUUCUACAACUGCGUCAUGAUCCUCUUACAUCGACCAUUUAUUGCAGGCCCAGACGUUAAUGAAAAUAGCAUGCAUUCACUGCGGUCACAAAGCUCAUGUACGACUGCGGCUCUCAAUAUUAUUGAUGCUACAGAAACGUUGGUCAGUUGUGGGGCCCCAUGCCUUCCCCGAAGUUUCUUGGGAUACUCUGUUUUUCAAGCAGGCAUCAUUUUCAUUUUGAAUGCAGGCAGUGAAGACGAAAGUGUUCGCCGACAUGGUUGUAGAAACCUAGCGCGAUGUGCAGCUGUCUAUUCAUCCAAUGGUAUGCGUUUCCGAGUUGCACGCAUCCUCAACCAACUUUCAAAACGGUACACGGAUGAUGCCACUGCGACCAAGACUGUUAUGCAUAUAACUGCAAAGGGAGAGGAUAUCAAGAAUGAUCCAAGGACGAUGACCACGACUGUUACUUCUUCAACUGCUGCAAAACAGAGUGAUAAGAAACAUAAUCAAACGGUCACCGUUCCUAUGCUGAGCAGUACGAGCGCUGAAGCAUUUUUUGUCAGCUCCUUGCCCCGCGAAAUUGCCAUGUUCAACAAGUUACCGGAUAAUAAUGGUUUACCAAGGCCGUUGUUUCAGGAAUUGACUGUGAACGUCAGUCCGCCUGGACCAUUAGCAGAAGUUGCUUAUGUGAGCGCCAGCAGCAAGCCGACUCUUAUGUGUUUUUCCAAUGACACAAAUCCUAUGGGUGCACCACCACCACCACCACCACCACAACAACAACAACAACCGUCAUUAAACGAAAUGCCCUAUAUGGUAAAGUCGAGCAGCAAUGAUGUUGCGUAUGGUCUUUCUGGGCAUCAUCAUCUCAAUCAACAUCAUCCAUUGAACAGCAGCAUGACAACACAUAUGGCGGACAUGACCAGCACAUCAAGCGGCAUGGCUAUAGACGACGUUUUUAGACAGCAACAGGCGGCCAUGUCUUCAGCAAUCGACCUGUUGCCUAUUCAAAACCUUCCUGUCGGGACCUAUUGGACCCAAGAAGAAUGGGAUGCUUUCCUUGAAGAAAUUGGAUACCAAAGGCCGCUUUGA
Messenger RNA from Zychaea mexicana, 2850 nucleotides. RefSeq names its product fungal-specific transcription factor domain-containing protein. Lineage: Eukaryota; Fungi; Mucoromycota; Mucoromycetes; Mucorales; Lichtheimiaceae. Bases 1 to 2850 code for a protein of 949 amino acids. The record is from RefSeq and is a predicted model, not a curated record. Gene Ontology annotation, biological process: regulation of DNA-templated transcription; DNA-templated transcription. The transcript is spliced from 7 exons. Gene Ontology annotation, molecular function: DNA-binding transcription factor activity, RNA polymerase II-specific; DNA binding; zinc ion binding.